UAAAAUUCUGUUCAGUCCAACGUGGGGGCUCCGGGGACACCUGCCAGCGCCCAUGCGUGCCUUGCUGGGAAUGAUGUGCAGGAAGUGGGGCGGGGGUGGCUGCCGGGUGCUCUGCCUCCCCUCUCCCGGCGUCACCGUGGGUCUGUUCUUUGCAUCCCCACCACCGUGGGAGCACCCACGCCAGACACCCACCCCGGCAGCGCAGAACCACCCGCGGCAAACCCACGGCGUCCCUUUGCCCCCGCCCGUCUGCAGAGCCGGUUCCCCCGCGGAGCACUGCCCGGAGCGCGGGGCGGCGCUUGGGGAAACUGAGGCAUCUGGCAGGGGGUGUGGGGGGUACCGGACCAGCCCCGGGACGGGCCCCCCUCGGCGGGGGAAGAGGUGGCUAGGGGGGUGGGUGGGUUAAAUUUUUAUGAAUGGGGCCGCCCCGCCUGCCAUCGCCGGGCGUCAGCAGCGAGCGGCGGCGGGCGGCGCUCCCCGGUGCCUCCCGCUCCGCUCCGCGCCCGCUCCGCCGAUGGCCGCCGGCCGCCGCGCUCCUCCGGAGCCCGGCGGGGGCCCGGUGCUGCUUCAAGGCAUCUUCGGCGCGGGGCCGGCCCCCGGUGCCGCGGCCUGCUCGCUGUGCCUGACGGCCCGGGAGCUGCAGGUGCGGCGUGCCGGCGGCUGCCCGGGCGGCUCGGCCGGUCCCGACGCCGCGCUCCGCCUGGCCGACUGCGUGGGCUCGGCCGCUUUCCCCGCGGCCGCGGCCGCCGCCUGCUUCUCGCUGGUGUGUUACCCGCUGCGGGGGCCGCGCUGGGGGCCGCCCUCCCGCCAGCGCCUGGAGCGGACCUUCCGCGUCUCCCGGGGUCCCGACGCCGAGGGCAACCUGCGCAUCGCCCAGGCCUGGAGCCGCCGCAUCCGCGAGCUCGCCGUGCCCGCCGUGCCCGCGCAGGACGGUGACAGCUAUGGGGUGCUGCCCCGGCCCUGCCACGCGCUGGUGCUGCUGAACCCACAGAGCGGCUCUGGCCGUGCCCUUGAUGACUUCCAGGCAGUGGUGCAGCCCAUGCUGGCUGAGGCUGACAUUGCCACCACUGUCUUCGUCACCGAAAGACCCCACCAUGCGCAUGAGAAGGUGCGAGAUGAGGACCUGUCGCAGUGGGACACGUUGGUGGUCAUGUCUGGGGACGGGCUGCUGUUCGAGGUGGUGAACGGGCUGAUGGAGCGUCCAGACUGGAAGGAGGCCAUGAAGAAGCCUCUGUGCAUCCUGCCAGGAGGCUCUGGGAACGCCCUGGCUGCCUCUAUCAACUACUAUGCAGGCUACGACCACGUUGCCAAGAAAAAGCUGCUGACGAACUGCACCUUCAUCCUGUGCAAGGGGCUGUACACGCAGAUGGACCUGGUGUCGCUGAGCACGGCCUCGGGCAAGCGCUUCUUCUCCUUCCUGGGCUUUGGCUGGGGCUUCAUCUCGGACGUGGACAUCGACAGCGAGAAGUACCGCUGGCUGGGCAGCGCCCGCUUCACCCUGGGCACCCUGCAGUGCCUGGCCAAGCUCAGGGUGUACCAGGGCCGCCUGUCCUACCUGCCCGUCGCGGCGGAGCAGAGCAGCUCUGUGGCACCCCGGGACCCCCCCGCGCCCGUCACCAACGGCCACAUCCCGCAGCCGGCGGGGACGGAGGCGCCCGGCUCCCCGCCCCCCGACUCGCUGCUGGCGCCGCUGGGCCAGCCCGUGCCGGCGCACUGGACCGUGGUCCCCGAGGAGGAGUUUGUCCUGGUCUACGCCAUCUACCAGUCCCACCUGGGCACCAACCUGCUGAUGGCACCGGCGGCCCGGCUGCACGACGGCUGCAUCCACCUCUUCUACAUGAAGGCCGGCAUCAGCCGCGUGACGCUGCUGAAGCUCUUCCUGGCCAUGUCCAGGGGGACCCACCUGGACUUGAACUGUCCCCACCUGUCCUACGUCCCCGUCCGGGCGUUCCGCCUGGAGCCGCGGGUGGCCGCGGGCAUCAUGACAGUGGAUGGGGAGGCGCUGGCCUGCGAGCCCGUGCAGGGCCAGGUCCAUGCCCGCCUCUGCCGCGUCCUCAGCGGCUCCUGAGCUCCCCGUUCGCCCUCCCUGCAGCGCUGAGCUGCCGGCACGGCCCGGCGCGAGGGUGGCAGAGCCUUCCUCCCACUCAGGAACCCCCUCCUUCCGUAGCAAUAGGUCUUGGGGGGGGCGUGGGGCUCAUCCCCUCGCUUGCCCCCACGCUUAGCUUUACCCCUUUGGGACAGCCACCAGAGCUGUUCCAAAAAUGAGCCACAAGCCCCAUCAGGUACUCGGUGCCGGCGAGAUGCCAGCGUGUUUUAUCCUGGUACGAGGUCCCGGCCCCCAGGCGGCUGCGCCGGCACAGCCCCGUCCCCUCCCCGGCUCGGACGCACACGGUGGCAUUGCUGUGUCCCCGCCCCGGAGCCAGUGCCACCCCCCCAGGGAGGGUCAGGACCAAUAGAUCUAAUACAAUAAACCGACUUUUUAAAGAAUGUUUCUACCCAAAGCUUCCUGUAGAAGCGGAGUUUAUUCUUGUGAGAACUACAAAAUAAAUAUCUAGCGUUUGC
Pyrgilauda ruficollis (rufous-necked snowfinch) is the source of this 2562-nucleotide messenger RNA. RefSeq names its product sphingosine kinase 1 (gene SPHK1). Bases 413 to 2068 code for a protein of 551 amino acids. The record is from RefSeq and is a predicted model, not a curated record. NCBI's taxonomy places the organism in Eukaryota, Metazoa, Chordata, Aves, Passeriformes, Passeridae. Gene Ontology annotation, cellular component: intracellular membrane-bounded organelle; membrane; cytoplasm. Gene Ontology annotation, biological process: sphingosine biosynthetic process; cellular response to growth factor stimulus; negative regulation of apoptotic process. The transcript has 5 exons.